AAAGCAGGCUACAACAUUUGUACAUCGUAAGAAGUUGUAAAAGUUGAGUGUCAUUUAUACGAAUUGUUUGUAGGCAUUUAAUACAUAUUGAAUAUUUCGUAAAUCAAAUAUGUCAAAAGGAAAGAAGAAUGUAUAUAGUAGUGAGGAAGCUAGUAGUUCAUCUGGUACUUCUUCUUCGCUAUCAUCUGACGAAGAAGUAGAUGCUAGAGAUUUAAAACCAAUUAAGGAAUAUUUGUCAGAUCGCAGGGAAUUGGCUCGUCAACUUUUUAAAUCAGUUAAGGCUGAAAAAAUACAAAUGAUGUUACCUCAAACAUUAAAGAAAAUGGAUUUUGGACAGUUAGAAAAAUGGUGUGCUAAUGAAUUAAGUGGCAUGUCAAAAAGCCGUAUAUUGUGUAUCUUAAAUGGGAAACCUAUGUUAGAAUCAUCAGAUACAAAUGAAUCGGAUGAUUCAGGACCCUCGUUGGAAAUUAUCUCAGAUACAGAGGAAUGGUUUACCGAUGAUGAAAUAUGUAAAAAGGAAGAUGGUUCAAAAUUACCUAAGGGAAAAAUAAAGAAAGAGAGAAUCAAACAAAAAGGAAAAUCUCAACUUAGUAAAAAAAGUGAUAGUAGAUCUACUUGUAAGAAAAUUCCUGAUUGCACUCAUAAAGAUAUACAAGUAAAGAAGGAGAAUGUUAUAGAUAAAAGUAAAGAAAAGGAUGGCGAUAGCUUAUUGGAUUUGUUAGAGUUAGAAAUGCGUGCAAGGGCAAUAAGAGCUUUAAUAAGGAAAGAGGAAGAUGUAAUACCAGAUACUUCUAAAUCUGUGGCAAAUAAAGAUAAGUCAAAUGAAAAUGUUGCGGCUAAGACUGAGCAAGAUGAGAUAAAAGAAAAAGAAAAUUGUAGAAGGCAAUUAGAGAGAAUUAUUAGUGCUCAGCAGAAUACAAUUGCUGAAGACGAAGACGUUGUAUUAGUUGUUCAACCAACUCCGACUAUUGAGUUAUUGUCUAGUGAUAGUGAAGGAGAACCACAUAGUGGUGUGCGUGUAAAUAAAAAAUUACAAAACGAACGAGUUAUAGAGACCAAAGACAAUAUUAAUCAUACUGAGAAUGGAGAUUUAAAUAAUAUUUGUAAUAUUAAUAGUAUAGAAAAUUCAAAGGAAAAUAAAGUAACUAAAAGUUCAACAGAAACAGAUAAAGAAAUAGAUAAUACACAUGAAACUGAAUUUAAAUGUAAUUAUAGCAAUAAUAUACUUCGUAAGGAUAGUCAAUCAAAAUCUAGUAGUAAAAGGCGAAAAACAAAGAAAAAGUCGCAUAUAAAAGAGCAAUCAAAAAAUAUAACUUCCAAAAUUGAUACAGAUAAUGUAAAAUCAAGCAAUGCUAGUCAAAAUGUGAAAGCUACAGAAGAUGACGAUUGUUCGUCACAAGAUAUAAACUUAGAUGAUAAAGUACACGAAAAUAAUAUUAAAUCAAAAAUAACGCAUAAUAAUCCUUCACAUACACACGAUUCUACCGAAACAAGUAUUUCAAGCAAAGUAGGUUUAGAUGAAGAAAAGUCCAUUGACUUAGAUGAAAUAAUUGAUUUAGAUGACUAUUGCGAUGAUAUAGAUGAUAUAGAAAAUAGUGAGAAUGAUAAAAAUAGUAAAGUUGUGGAAAAGAAGGAAUGCAAAUCGCAAAUGGAAACAAAUUCCCCACAGAAAUCGAAUGGAACCGAAACUUGGGCAAGUCGUUAUUAUCAAACGGACGAUGUACAAAAUGUAAUAAAAGAAUCGAAGAUCCAGUCAGAAAUUCGUAAACGAUUAAGGGAACGUCAAAGACUUUCUAAGCUUAGUACGUCUCCGAAUAAAAAUUUUCCUUCGUCACUGCCUCUAGUACAGGCAACUAAUAAUAAGGUUAUCGAAAAACAUCCGAUGGGUUCCGUCGAUGAAUAUUUGGCUUUAAAACACACUGCCGCUACAAGCCUUAAUACUGUUAAUAGUAACAAUAGUUCUAACGUAUUAAAAGAUAGCAUAGUAUCUAUAAAUACACAUGUAGGUGCAAAUAGAUUAAUUGAAAACGAUCACAUGUCUAAUGUAUCUAAUUCUGUAUAUUCUAAAAAUCAAAUAAUUGACAAAGAACCUAAUGUAAAUGAUAACACAAAUGAUAAUGAUAUACCUGCUACGAAAAAUGAGACUAUAGUUAACGUGAUUAACGUUAUGAAUCCUGGUUAAUAUAAUUUUUAAGUAAUAUAUAUAAUUAUAAUAAUUAUAUAUAUAAUUAGGUAAUUGUAAAUAUAUUUCACAAGCACUGUCUUCCAACAGUUGGACAUAAAAUACUUUUUGUACAACAUUUCUAUACUAUAGAGUUGAAAUAAGUCGUAUUUUUCUCUGUAAUUAUAGGAUGUAAAGAAACGAAAAAUAUGUAAUUAUAAACUUGAAAAAUAUUGGUUACUGAUUCUCAUCUGCUAUUAAAAUUAUGUAUAGCUAUUAUAGAUUGAUAUUGGAUUAGAUAAAAAUAUAGAAGUAUAUGAACAUCAGUUUCUAUGAAAGUAUUUAUACGAUUUUAAAAGUCUUUAUCUAAUAAGUGCCU
Bombus pascuorum is the source of this 2540-nucleotide messenger RNA. RefSeq lists its product as uncharacterized. Bases 110 to 2182 code for a protein of 690 amino acids. Lineage: Eukaryota; Metazoa; Arthropoda; Insecta; Hymenoptera; Apidae. The transcript is spliced from 5 exons. The record is from RefSeq and is a predicted model, not a curated record.